AUGGAUGCUUGUGAUUCUGAUGCGAUGCAGAAGAACAUACUAGAUCCUCGAGGAACUGUUGUAAACCGCUGGAACAAAUGUUUCUUAGUUGCUUGCCUUAUUUCCCUUUUCGUCGAUCCCCUAUUUUUCUAUUUGCCAGAGGUGAAAGAGGAUAUGUGCAUGGAAGCAAGUGUGCCCCUUGAGAUAGCCCUUACAGUUGUUCGAUCUCUAGUUGAUGCAUUUUACAUCAUCCAGAUUUUUGUCCGGUUUCGAACUGCUUAUGUUGCUCCGUCCUCUCGUGUGUUUGGGAGAGGAGAGCUGGUUAUAGAUUCUACAAAGAUAGCCUCAAGAUAUAUGCAUAGAGACUUUUGGCUUGACCUAUUGGCUGCUCUACCCCUUCCACAGGUAAUGACAAACAACAAUCGAUCUUUUGAGAGGUAG
Messenger RNA from Ilex paraguariensis (yerba mate), 420 nucleotides. The record is from the annotation of a GenBank genome assembly. NCBI's taxonomy places the organism in Eukaryota, Viridiplantae, Streptophyta, Magnoliopsida, Aquifoliales, Aquifoliaceae.